AUGUCCUCUGCCGUGGUACACAACGAUGAUCUCGACAUGGAGCCCACCCUCCAGUCGAUCCUCAACCAGAAGACCCUUCGCUGGAUCUUCGUCGGUGGAAAAGGUGGUGUCGGCAAGACCACCACCUCCUGCUCCCUCGCCAUCCAGCUGGCCAAGGUUCGCAAAUCAGUGCUGCUCAUCUCCACUGAUCCCGCGCACAACUUGAGUGAUGCCUUUGGCCAAAAGUUUGGAAAGGAGGCCCGCCUCGUCGAUGGAUAUACCAACCUGAGCGCCAUGGAGAUCGACCCCAACGGCAGUAUUCAGGAUCUUCUGGCCAACGGCGAUGGCCAGGGUGAAGACCCUUUGGCUGGGUUGGGCAUGGGCAACAUGAUGCAAGACUUGGCCUUUAGCAUUCCCGGUGUGGAUGAGGCCAUGUCCUUUGCCGAAGUCCUCAAGCAGGUCAAGUCGCUUUCCUACGAGACCAUUGUAUUCGACACCGCUCCGACCGGCCACACUCUGCGUUUCCUACAAUUCCCCACCGUCCUCGAGAAGGCACUUGCCAAGCUCUCCCAGCUGUCGUCUCAGUUCGGCCCCAUGCUCAACUCCAUCCUCGGCGCCCGUGGUGGCCUACCCGGCGGUCAAAACAUGGACGAGCUAUUGCAGAAGAUGGAAUCGUUGCGUGAGACGAUCAGUGAAGUCAACUCUCAAUUCAAGGAUCCUGACAUGACCACCUUUGUCUGUGUCUGCAUUGCCGAGUUCCUGUCGCUGUAUGAGACGGAACGUAUGAUCCAGGAGCUCACCAGCUACGGCAUCGAUACUCACUCGAUCGUGGUCAACCAGUUGCUGUUCCCCAAGGAUGGGAGCAACUGCGACCAGUGCAACGCCCGGAGAAAGAUGCAAAAGAAGUAUCUGGAGCAGAUUGAGGAGCUCUACGAGGACUUUAACGUCGUUCGCAUGCCUCUUUUGACGGAAGAAGUCCGUGGGAAGGAGAAGCUUGAAAAAUUCAGCGACAUGUUGGUACACCCAUAUGUGCCCCCGCAGUAA
Molecule: messenger RNA, 1023 nt
Organism: Penicillium diatomitis
Lineage: Eukaryota; Fungi; Ascomycota; Eurotiomycetes; Eurotiales; Aspergillaceae
Product: ArsA family ATPase
Exons: 3
Coding region: 1-1023 (340 amino acids)
Biological process (GO): post-translational protein targeting to endoplasmic reticulum membrane
Cellular component (GO): GET complex
Molecular function (GO): ATP hydrolysis activity; ATP binding
Source: RefSeq, a predicted model, not a curated record